AAUAUAAUGAUGCAAUUUAGGUGUCCUCUUAUACAUUUAAGGACACCACGUACACAGCUAUUAGGACACAUAAACUGUGUCCUCGUAUAGAUAAGAGGACACAUUUUCGGUGUCCUUGUUUGGGACUUACAAUGACACCCGGAUAGAGGACUCAUUUUUUACGUGUCCUUGUAUGUAUUUAAGGACACGAUUUAGGUGUCCUUAAAUCAUGUUAUUGUACUGGUGGGAGUAAUAAUGGACAGGCUUGCGUUGCACCUGAUUACAUGUUGACCACAAAAGAUUUUGCUCCUCAGUUGGUGGAGGCCCUAAAACGUGAAUUGGAUAACUUUUUCGGGAAGAAUCCACUUCAAUCGAAAGAUUUGUCUCGUAUUGUUAAUUCUAAUCACUAUGCUCGCUUGACAAAGCUCUUGGAUGAGGAGGACGUUUCCGAUAAGAUUGUCCAUGGAGGUGAAAGAGAUUUAAGCAACUUGAGGAUAGCUCCCACCAUCUUACUGGAUGUCCCACAAGACUCUCUGAUCAUGAAUGAGGAAGUAUUUGGUCCCUUGCUUCCCAUUGUCACGGUUGACAAGGUGGAAGACAGUUUUGAUUUGAUCAAAACAGGAACAAAGCCUCUUGCUGCAUAUUUGUUUACCAACAACAAGAAGCUGAAGGAUCACUUUGUAAGGAGCAUCUCUGCAGGGGGUUUAGUUAUCAAUGACACUAUCGUACAUUUUGCUGUUGCAUCUUUGCCGUUUGGAGGAGUUGGGGAAAGUGGAAUGGGUGCAUACCAUGGGAAAUUCUCUUUCGAAGCUUUCAGCCAUAAGAAGGCAGUUAUUUAUCGAGGUUUUGCCGGAGAUUUUUCUCUGAGAUACCCUCCAUACACAAUGGGUAAGUUAAGUCUUCUGAAGGCUAUGGUUAGUGGUGAUAGUAUUUGGGGCAUAAUCUGGGCCCUGGUGGUUUACAAAAUCCUCAGUACUUUUAAAUCACUUGCUCGUAUACUGAGAUCUACCAAAUCAGAGUGAUGGUUGACUUGAUUCGCCACUUCGCCGGACGGCCGGAAACAAAGGGUUUGAUCUUUCAUUGCCCCAUUAGAACAGGUCAGCCGGCCUUUUCCUUUUGGUUGCUGGUCGGUGGGAAUCUGUACGUCUAGCCAAUAUAUAGAAGUUUGAGGAAUUUAUGUGCCAAUGAAGUGAUGUAAUUAUCGAACCCAUGCAUUCGUUAGUUUUCUAUUUCUAUAUGUAUCUUACAAAACUUUAGCCGAGUUGAAAAUCAUUUGUCAUUCUUGUAA
This is a messenger RNA of Rosa rugosa (rugosa rose), 1267 nucleotides long. RefSeq names its product aldehyde dehydrogenase family 3 member H1-like. Gene Ontology annotation, cellular component: cytoplasm. Bases 264 to 1001 code for a protein of 245 amino acids. The record is from RefSeq and is a predicted model, not a curated record. The transcript is spliced from 5 exons. Gene Ontology annotation, molecular function: aldehyde dehydrogenase (NAD+) activity. NCBI's taxonomy places the organism in Eukaryota, Viridiplantae, Streptophyta, Magnoliopsida, Rosales, Rosaceae. Gene Ontology annotation, biological process: aldehyde metabolic process.